Messenger RNA from Durio zibethinus, 978 nucleotides. Its product is annotated as F-box protein PP2-B11-like. NCBI's taxonomy places the organism in Eukaryota, Viridiplantae, Streptophyta, Magnoliopsida, Malvales, Malvaceae. Gene Ontology annotation, molecular function: protein binding. The record is from RefSeq and is a predicted model, not a curated record.
AACAGUCGAAAAGCCAUUUUUCCUUGUUUCAUUUCUGAUCCAAAAUUUAUAAGAACAAUGGAUUUUACAAAGCUGUUGCCAGAAGACUGCGUGUGUCUGAUCAUAUCAUUGACUUCGGCUCGAGACGCACGUCGAUUAGCCCUGGUUUCUCCUGCCUUGAGAUCAAUUGCAGACUCUGAUGCUGUGUGGGAGAGGUUUCUACCUUGUGAUUAUCAGAAAAAUAUUUCAGGAUCCUCAUCUCCAUCUUUGCUUUCAUGGACAAAGAAGGAUAUUUAUUUUUAUCUCUCCUCUCAUCCCAUUCUCAUUGAAAAUGGUACCAUGAGCUUUCAAUUGGAGAAAGAGACUGGGAAAAAAUGCUAUAUGCUAGGGGCAAGAGCACUGUCAAUUAUAUGGGGAGAGACACUUGAGUACUGGAAAUGGACAUCUCUCCCAGAAUCUAGGUUCUCUGAAGUUGCUGAGCUCAGGUUAGUUUGGUGGCUGGAUGUGAAGGGAAAGAUUGAGACCAGAAAGUUAUCUCCCGGAACAAACUAUGCAGCAUACCUUGUGUUUAAGCUUAGAAGGAGAAGAUAUGGGUUUAGACAGAGAACUGUAGGUGUGCAUGUGAACAUGGAAGGAACCACAUCAGGGGAAGUAAGGAGUGUGUCUCUAGACUAUCCACAAAAUGUUCCCCAACAAGCUCAAGAAAGAGGAGAUGGAUGGAUGGAGAUUGAAAUGGGUGAGUUUUUGAAUGAACAUGGAGAUGAUGGGACAGUCGAGUUUUGCCUUCGGGAGAUCAACUGUAAUUACUCUAAGAGUGGCCUCAUUAUUGAAGGAAUUGAGGUGAGGCCUAAAAAUAUUGGUAGGUAAUAUCAUCUUCUCCUUUCUAUUUGGUUCAACAUUCCUUUGCAGGAUUUGAAUAUUUAAUGUUUUGUAUUUGAGGAGAAAAAGUUAUGGCAUGCACAUUCCAAUAAUGUUUAAAUAUUUUGUCCCGCAGGCAGA